Molecule: messenger RNA, 743 nt
Organism: Prunus mume (Japanese apricot)
Lineage: Eukaryota; Viridiplantae; Streptophyta; Magnoliopsida; Rosales; Rosaceae
Product: putative germin-like protein 2-1
Molecular function (GO): manganese ion binding
Source: RefSeq, a predicted model, not a curated record
AUGGCCUCUCAGUUUCUGUUGUUGGCAUUCCUUGCCAUAACUUGUGCCAUUGCUUCGGCAUCUGACCCGAGUUCUCUUCAGGAUUUCUGUGUGGCUGAUUCAAAAGCCUCAGUACCAGUGAAUGGCUUUGUCUGCAAGGAUUCUAAGCUUGUUGAUGCCAAUGACUUCUUCUUCAGUGGACUUCACCUAGCAGGAAACACCUCGAAUGCAGUUGGUUCACGCGUGACCCCUGUUAACGCAGUCCAAAUUCCGGGACUUAAUACACUUGGCAUCUCCAUUGUGCGUAUCGAUUAUGCCCCGUGGGGUAUUAAUCCUCCACACACACAUCCUCGAGCCACUGAAGUUUUGACAGUCCUGGAAGGGAGCCUCAAAGUUGGUUUUGUCACCUCCAACCCUGAAAACCGCCUCAUCACCAAGGUGCUUCAGAAGGGUGAUGUGUUUGUGUUCCCAGUAGGCCUUGUGCAUUUCCAACAGAACGUUGGAUAUGGUAACGCAGUUGCCAUUGCAGCUCUCAACAGCCAAAAUCCAGGUGUUAUUACCGUUGCAAAUGCAGUAUUUGGAUCAAAGCCGGACAUCUCUGCUGAUAUUCUUGCAAAGGCUUUCCAAGUGGAUAAGAACACAGUCUACAACUUCCAGUCAAAGUUUUAGAGUCCAAUUUGAAACCUCUGAUUCAAUCAAGAGGGACUAAAAAGGGUCAUUUGAAGUGUGUAUUAGUGUUUAGAGAAUCGUUACGUUUCACUUAG